This is a messenger RNA of Dracunculus medinensis (Guinea worm), 696 nucleotides long. NCBI's taxonomy places the organism in Eukaryota, Metazoa, Nematoda, Chromadorea, Rhabditida, Dracunculidae. The record is from the annotation of a GenBank genome assembly.
CAUUUGUGGUUGCCUAAGGCUCAUGUUGAGGCUUCUACUGUUGCUAGGAUGCUAUUGGCUAUGCUGUUAUUUAAACUUGGUUAUGUUGGCUUUGUUCGUAUUAUAAGUAGUCUGUUUCUUCUUAUAAUUGUAUUUUUCAAAGAGAUGAGAGGAAAUCUUUAUUGUGGUUCUAGUCGUAUGGUUUAUUGGUUUUUUGGUGGUGGUUUGUUUUUUGUUUUUUUAUUGUGUUUAGUUUUUAUAUCUAAUAUAGGGGUUCCUCCUUCUUUGUCUUUUUUUUCUGAGUUUUUGGCUGUUGGUUCUAUGGUUAUAUCUUUUUUUAUCUUUUUACUAUUCUAUUUAUUCUAUUAUUCUAUUUAUUCUGUUUAUAUUAUUAGUAUUGGUUUGAUAGGUUUUUCUUUUUUUUGUUUUGAAGUUUUUAGUUUGGGUUUAUGUGUUCCUUUUUUAUUAAUAAUGUAUAAUGUUUUUUGGUUAGUUAUUUUUUUUUGCGGAUUUAAGUUAAGUUUAACUGUUAGUUUUCAAACUUUUUGUUCUUGGGGUUUUUUUUGUCUUGGGGAUUUGGAUUUGUUUUUAUGGUUGUGUUUUGUGUUUUUGUCUUUUAAAUUUUAUGAUUGGGUCUUUAUUUUUUGUGGUUGGAGUUAUAUUGUCUGCGGUAAGGGUUGUUUUAGCCUUUUAUUGUUUAAAAUUAUUUUUAUUUAA